UCGGGAAGACGAGCUGUGUUGUUGCUGUGUGUGAGUGUGAUGAAUAUGAGGGAGGGGGGAGAACAAAGGUGGGCUAACUUGAUGGACUGUCCUACCAGGUUGAGGAGGAGAGUGCAGUUGGCGAUGGAGAGAGGGAAUAUCCCGGUGAUGAUGAGGGGGGGGGAGAAGAAAGGUGGGCUAACUUGAUGGCACUGUCUUACCAAGUUGUGGAGGAGAGUGCAGUUGGCGAUGGGGAGAGGGAAUAUGUCGCUGAUGACGCAGGUGAGUGGGAGGUCAGGGAUGAGAGUGCAGUUGGCGAUGGGGGGGGGGGGAAAUGUGCCACUAACGACGCAGGUGAGUGGGAAGGGGAGUGGGGGUUAUUGGCAACGGUGGAAAUGGCGGCAGCGGCAGCAGCGACGGCAACAGUCACAAUAACAACAACAUCUACAAUAACAAUAUGGGAGGUGGAGCAGGGGUUGGCAGAGGAGAGGCAAGGAAUGGGCGGGAUUGGCGAGAAGGGUGGGAUGGUCGACAACAACAAUGACAAUAACAACAAUGACAACAACAACGGCAGCUUGCGGCGAAUGGUUGAACUGGGUGAGAUAGGAGUGAAGGAGGAUAACAUCAACAACAACAACAACAACAACAACAACAAUAACAACAACAACGACGACGACGACAAUACCAACGCGAUGGAGGAGAGGGGAGAGAAUGCUGACAACAACGACAACAACGACAACAACAACAACAACAACAACAACAAAGUUGGCAAAAACAACGAGAUGGUUGAGAUAGGAGAGGAUGCUGACAAUAACAACAGCAACAAAAACAACAAUGACGAAGACCGUUCGGUUCUCCACUUGCACUGAAUCUCGUAAACGUUGUACCGCGGCCUUCUCCUUCUCCGACAAUUUAUCCGUUGCUAAGUGGAUCGUCCAUCUCUGUUUGCAUCUUCGUACUUCUUCUAUGUUCCGUCUUUCUGCACAUGACAAUGCAUUAUGCGUCAGCGUAAGAUAUCAAUAUUGGGGCUUGCCAUAUUUGCAUGCCCGAAACGGCCUUCAAAAUUUCAAUUGCUAAAUCCUGCCAACAUGAUACUAUAACGAGUAUACAUAAACACCCCGACCUCCACCCUUCCGCGUAAUAUAUCGAUCAAUGAAGCUUAUCGCAAUCU
Chara braunii is the source of this 1150-nucleotide messenger RNA. Lineage: Eukaryota; Viridiplantae; Streptophyta; Charophyceae; Charales; Characeae. The record is from the annotation of a GenBank genome assembly.